AUGGGAUUCGUCGGUGGUGCCCCUCCGUCCAGUGGUUUCUCUCAAUCUUCUGUCGUGGAGACAACCUUUUGCGAUUGUGAUGGUACGCAGCGAACUGGACGGGACGUGUCCUUUGCUCCAGAAAAUAGGGGUGAAGCACCAGGAGUCGAGAUCAGUCCAAGUUUCACCGCCCGCGAGUGUCUUCAGUCGUCGCCCUGUCUUCCUCCGAUUCUUCUUGCGGCCGAGUCUGCUCCCCUCGCUGGUCGAAUGACGAAUCCGUCUGCGCCUUCUGCUCAGACGCACGCAGCUUGUCCGCAAGUUCCUCCGGAGGGUCAGGUUCGAGUCGGAGGCGGUCACCCUCAUCUUCCUCCGCAGUAUCCGAUCCCUCCACAUUCGGAAAGUGGCGCCGUAUCACCGGCUUCACUUGCGCCCCUUCCAGUCCACAGUUCUGACCCAACUUCUGGCGAUCCGCAUGAUAGAUGGGAUUUUCGCUGUGAGGGCUCACCGGCAAGAACUUCUUUUCAUCCGGGUGACACGGCACACUUAGCUGACAUGUCACAUUCAGCUGGUUCCCGUGCUUUCGAGCACUGCAAGAUCAGCCACGAGGCCAUCGCGGGAACUGAAGAACAGGAGGAAGUACCGCAGACAAGAUAUCUGUGUCGUGACCCACAACGGGGCUCCUCAGAUUUGAUGGCUCCGAGUAGUAAUUCCGCGUCGCCGGUCCCUAGCCAGUCUUUGGUCGCAUAUGCUACAAACAAGAAGGGAGAACCGGCAAGGAUGCCUCUAAACAAAGCUCUCACGCGCCUGGAUCUGAGCCGGGCCGUCUACCAGAGAAUGAAGACGGUGGACGUACAGCGGGGAACGGAGUCGGUGCUGCUUGAAGAGGUUGAGGACGCCUUGCUAAGGGGACCUUCUUCUCCUGCACAUGAAGGACCAAGUACACAUUCUCAGGCCUACAGCGAUUCAGACUUCUGUCCGCGUUUAUCGGGGAAAGGAGAAUGUGGCGAUGGAGGUUUUGCGUCCGGUCCGGCCUUCUCAGCGGAAAUGGCCAAUUGCGGCGAUGUGGGCAGCGAGGCAGCGAAACUGAAGAUGCUGGCGGAGAAACUUCAGGCACAAGAAGAGGAGAAGAGAACAAUGCAGGAAGAGAGUUUUCAGGUUGAGCAAUUAUUGAAGCGCCAGUACUACCAGGAUAUGCGGAAGAAGAACGCAGAAAAUGAGGACUUGAAGAAGCAGCUAGGUCGUCUGCGGGAAGAGAUGGACGCACUAAAUCGCCAUCUCUCGGCAACCCUGCAGCACAAAGACCAACUCCAAAAUGCGCUGGCUCUCGCUCAAGACGCUCUCACCCAUGCAGUCGACAGCAUGGUGUUCACGCCUCGAGCUCCGCUGGAUCCGCAGUCACCUCGCUCUCAACCCACACGUGGCGGCUCAGUCUGUAGCAAGGCAGUAACUCCUCUUUUACACAACGCGGUAGCCCCUCCUCUAAGGGAAAGGACGGAUUUAGCGAACAUUGCUGUAGAAGACCCCGGCAAGAGGAUGAGUUCGAAUCCGCAACAAAUCGGGGAAAGGACUGUCUCUGCUGAGUCCUUCGCUUCGUCCUCCUUGAGGAAAACAGGGAGCACAGAAGAGAGACAAGGAAUAAGCAAAAAGGCAGCAGGCGGCGCGAACGAGGCGUUAAACGAUUGUUGCGCUACAGCAGAAGAGACACAGACCGAGGCCGCAGAGUCGAAAUCCAGAGUAGAAGAGAGUGCUGAAGGAAACGGAGAAGGGGCAGAGAAUGAAGGUGAUAUUUUGUGUGACCGAUUGUGGAGUCUGAUGGGUCGUCUUGAGGAGGCUGCCAGUCUGCUUGAUUCUCAGAACCUGGACGCCGAAGACCAAAGGGCUCUCACGAUCUCGCUUCUCAAAGCAUGUCGGAUGUGCAGCGCAGACAACCGCUCAGCUACGGAUGGAGAAGAAACAUCCAGGGGGGCCUCAACUCGAGAAGACCCAACCAUGGCGGAGGAAUCUUCCAUCGUCUCGGGUGUCGGUGUGCCAACCGAGAAUCGUCGUUUCAGCGCUGAGGGCUCUCUCCGACUUGAGCCGACCGCGUCGCUGUCCCCCUCAUCAAAGAGAGCUGCGACUCAGCGACAGUCGGGUGCCGAGAGGUCUCACGAGGAGCGGGAUCGGUUGACAGAAGACCAAGUGCGGGAGUUGCAAAAUGAGGUCAUCACACUAAGGCAGAACUUACAGAUAUUCACGGGCGACGUCGCAGCGGCACAGAAGAAGCACCGAAGGACAGCAACCGGCGAAAGUACAGGAGGUUCGGCGAGCCUGAGUGACUCUGUGGACGACGGUCGGUGUCUGUCGUCAACUGACGAGCUCAUGAUUCAGAGACUGGAUGAAUUGCAGAAACUGAACGCGCGUUUACUUCUGGACAACACCGUUCUUCAUCAACUUUGUACUCGCCAACCCUCCCCUGUGCGUGUGCCGUCGCUACACCCGAUGAUGGCGGGUCCACGGGGUUCGCUCCCCACUUCUGUGCCUGCUCGCUCGUGGAAAGCUCCUUUGUCUGCUUCCCCAGCGCCCGGUUCUCUGCUCCACCCGUCUGCAUGUCUCGUUUCUCUCCCUGUGUCCACACCGUCAUCGAGCCAUGCCACUUUCCCAGUACCGCAAGUCCUUGCAGGCCUCGACGCCACACAUGACGCGGCUCAUCAUGCUCUGUCACCAGGAAUGGCGCUCCACAUGAUGCCAGGUCAACAGAGCACGACCCCCGCUGCCUCGCCUCUGCACUGUGUCGGCCGUCCGGAGGGUCAGAGCGCCUCGUCCGCUCUCCAUAAGAACAGCCAGGUGCUGCCUUCGGCCAACUCUCGUUCUCUCUUCCCGGGUAUUUUGCCUCCGGAGCAAGGGAGACCACUGGCACACACGGCAGCGCGUCCCGCUGACUUCCAAGUCGCACAACUAGUGGGGACAGAUGGAGAGAACCGCCCCGUCUCUGGAGAACGAGACAGGACAGGGGCUCUGGAGUUGUGCGAGCGACAAACCGCGGAGCACACCGGGGACAAGGAGCCACAAGUGCAGGAGCUAUGGCUGAAGACAACUAAGCCUUCGCUGAGGAGCCGAAAGAGUGAAGGCGCGACUCCCUUCCCUGACGCACAGGCGAGUGAGGCGACCGCGCUUCCAAUCAAGAGUGCCACCGAGGCACAUCGUUGGCCAGACUGUAAACCCAAAGGGGUGGGGCGCCGGAAAAUGGUGCCAUCCCAGUCUCAGCCUGUUCUCGGCACGGCUGAGAGGCAAGGCAGCAGAAAGGUGAAGCCAGCCUUUUCGCAGUCGGAGGAUUCUGGAGCCGGAUGUCACCGCAGCGGGGACGCGGGAACGACGUCUUUACCUCCUCUUUUCGCCACUCAGACUGGAGAAACUACGAAUCAGCGUCCUUCAAUGUGCAAGGGGAAAACGGUAGGGGACGCGAAAAGUGAACAAGGAGAAAAAACGUAUCCUCGCCUUCCGCGACGAAUGGUCAAGCAUUCAGUGUCCGCAGUCGAGCUGCCUGUCCUGCGCGGCCCCCUAGCCGAACAUGUCUCAAAAGCAGCGAGAGGAAGUGCUGUUCCUGUCUGGUCUUCGCCCUCGAAGCUCCCUCCGUUGCUAACAGAGAACACUCAACGCGUCAAUUUCACCUGCUCGGGAAUGGCCACGUAUAGCACGUCGCCUUUUCAUCCUGGAGCGAAACCCGUGUCCGUCUCCAUUCCCGACGCACUCGGGCCUGGAGACGUGGGCGCACGGGCAGCGGUCAGUGGUGUAUACUUUUGCCAAGUCUCACCUGGCCGAGCCGCCGAAGCAAACCAACUGGCGGUCUGGGGACGAGGCUAUCCGGUCUCCGUAGUUGGCCUCCACGGAAAUGUGGGCCAAUCUGUUGCCAAGGUCUUUCAGAGAAAUGUGCGGAAGGGAAGUCGAGGAGACGAGACUGGUCGCAGCCACGGCUCGCGAGGACAGAGUGGAGGUUUUUUGUGGGCAGCCGGGAGCGGAAGUAUCUCUCGUGUGCAACGGCGAAGUGUAUCUUGUGUAUCGGGGGCGUCCAGCGAGCCUGAAGCCCGCGCAACUACCGGCUCAGAUCGGGUGAGACAUGCUCAAUCUACGAGCGACGAGGCUACAGUCAAGUCUGCACUCCACGCUGCCCCGGGGUUCGCACAGUCGCAGCUGAAAGGGAGUGAUGUUCGCCAGGGGGUCAGCUCGUCUCCACUUUCUUCUAGACCGACGACUCCCGUGACGCCCGGUACCUCAACAUCGACAACGCCACCGUUGCAUCAUGUCCAAAAUGGCGGCUAUCCGUAUCACCUAGGAGGCCUUCCUUAUUAUUACUACUUGCCCGGAGUGCCAGCACCCGUCUCGAACAACUCAGACAACACAUCCUGUCAGGCUCUCCGGGACCACGCUCCAAACUCGACAGUAAAUUUCCGUUAUGUGGCGUAUGCGUACCCCACAGUCAGCACAGCUCCCACGUCUUUCACGCCUCUUCAGGUGUGCUCCUCAGAGGGCGUCUCACCGGAGUUUCGACACGGCGCCAGUCUAAGCCGUGAGGGAACUCUCCCGCGGACGGGUUCCCGGCCAAGUGCCAGCCUGUCGGACUGCGGAGAAUCGGGUGCCGCUGCCUUCGGCUCAUGCGCCUCCGUGAACCAGAUGUGGGACGCAGCAAGGUGUCCUCAUUCACGAACGGCGGCUGCGACCCACUGCCAGAGACAUCUGGAGGCGCCGCAAUUCAUGACUGGGCCAGGAUCCCGGGAAGUUCUCCACAACAGUGGAGACUCGCGCUCCACAGAACAUGUGCUGUGCGAUUCUCCACAAACGAAAGUUGCUCCAAGGGCAAGUCAUGCGGCUUCACAAUCCACACCGCUUCUUAAGAGCACCCGUGCCCCUCCAAGAGCUCCUGCCACGCCUCAAGAAGGUAACCUGACAGGGCCGAAGGCUAGAUUAGGCCGAAGUUCGGCCACGGCAUCUAAGCGGUGGGGCGUCUCUCCGACUAGCGGGACUUUCCGCCCCUUCGAAACGUUUACGGCCUUUUUACAGAAGCAGUUUUUGGGACUUGCAGGCACAGGCACGAGCGGCGCUUCCCAGGUGGGUACGGCAGAUCAAACAGCUGCUCGAGGACGAAGCCUAACGUCCCCAAUAAGGGGAAAAGCUGCGAGGGUCUCUUCUGGAGGUACAGGACUCGGAUCACCGGAAUCUAAAAAGAUGCAGCCUGGAGCAGGUGACAGAUCUGCUAUGCGGGCGCGACUGACUACCUCUGUGGCCGCUCCGUCGCAAGGUCGUUUACGAAAUAAAGACACGGGAACCCGAUUGCACCGUGUGCGAGCCCCCCAGAAGCCGAGCGGCUCCUUUGGACCUGCCGUGGGGAGCAGUCGUGAGCAGGAGCUUAGAGAUUCACCAGGAGAUACGAAGGCCACGUGGUUGCCGAACGGCCUUGGAACAACGAGUACGGCAGCCAGCCAAAUCAGUUCUGCCAGUUCCAAGCAACAUCCAAAAGGACCACUCUGCGGAAUGAAUGUGUUUUGUGAUGUUCCACUUCUCCAGCAUUCAUCUGUUCAUCACUUGUGCGAGGACGCGGCGUCUCAAGGCUCUCUCAUCUCGACGCCUAAAUUAGAAAUAGAAGUCGAAGACCGCCGUGGUUCUGUUCCCGUCGGACGGUUGUUGGGACCUGCUGUGUCGAUGUCAACCCUGUAUCAGUUACAGGCACGGUGA
Messenger RNA from Neospora caninum, 5685 nucleotides. RefSeq lists its product as hypothetical. The record is from RefSeq and is a predicted model, not a curated record. Bases 1 to 5685 code for a protein of 1894 amino acids. The transcript has a single exon. Lineage: Eukaryota; Apicomplexa; Conoidasida; Eucoccidiorida; Sarcocystidae.